UAAAACGCUUACCAUGCACGAUGUGAAAAACCAAAGCGUGCAAACUGAUGUGGCCAAGUUUAUUCAAUUCGUUAUACUUUCUGUUAUUUAGUUGUUGUGUUUGUGUUAACGUCGGAAUAUGUCUCAAAAGAAGAAGCAUGGGUCAAGUCAUCAAUUGACCCAUUUGAUCUAUCGACAUUUGAAGGAAAACGGCUUCCAGAAAGCUGCAGAAGAACUCAAAAAGCAUGUGAAGUGCGGAGAACCAGAAGCCUUGUCAACUUCACUACUGGACAUCUACAAUAAAUGGUUUGGAGAUGCUUCCAAGAGUACAAAGACUGGAACAGAACCGGAUUCUUCUGAGUUAAAAAAUAACCGUCAAGCAGACCCUGAAAGCAGCACAGAGAGCUCGAGUUCAGCAGAGGAAGAAACAACACCUGUUAAAGCCUCCCAGACCCCAAAGCCUCAGAGCUCAGCUAAGGCCAGCCCAACUAAGGCCAAGACUGCAUUGCAGACGACUCUUGGAGGGAAGGGGAUAGUAGUGGAGGAGAUCUCUGGGACAGACAGCUCAGAGGACUCUGAGAGUGAGGAGACACCGCCACAAAAAAGCCCUGCUACGCCCAAAGCCAAUCAUGUUCCAGCUGCAAAGAUCAAGGCCGUGUCAGAGGUUACACCAUCGACCCCAACCAAAGCCAAGUUAUCAACCACUUCCACGCCUAAAUCUGGGGCCUCCAGCAAUACCACUGAUACGUCGUCAGACAGGAAAGAGGCAACAACAGUGAAAACACCCUUGGCGCCAGCACCAGGGACGCCAACCAGUAAACCAACAUCAACAGCCAAGACGAAAGCCACCCCAACUAAAGCAGUUGUUGUUGCCACUCCAAGCAAGGCCAAGGCAACAACAACUGCUACAUUUACAGCAUCCGACUCAUCCAGUUGCAGUAGUGAAUCGUCAGAUAGCGAUGAGGAGAGUCCCGCGGCGAAAACACCCACAACACCAAAAGCAACACCUGCAAAACCGGUAACACCAAUUAGUAAAACAACGUCAACGGCCAAGCCAACAACCAAGUCGAAGACUACAGCGCCAGAGGCUUCCAGUGACAGCUGUGAUUCAUCAUCAGAAAGUGAAGAGGAAGGUCCAACAGUGAAAACACAGACAGCGCCAGUGAAGCAACAGACAGCAACACCAACAGCCAAGAUGAAAGCUACCCCAUUUAAACCAGUGGUUGCUGCUACCCCAAAUAAGACCUCGGCUAGUAAGGAGUCCAGUGAUAGCAUUGAUUCGUCAUCAGGCAGCAACGGGGAGGGUCCAGCAACAACAACAGCUGCCACUCCGAAAGCUACACCAGUGGUGCAACAGAAAGCAACAUCAACAGCCAAGACGAAAGCUACUCCAACUAAAGCAGUUGUUGUUGCCACUCCAAGCAAGGCUACGGCUACAACAACUGCUACAUUUACAGCAUCCGACUCAUCCAGUUGCAGUAGUGAAUCGUCAGAUAGCGAUGAGGAGAGUCCCGCGGCGAAAACACCCACAACACCAAAAGCAACACCUGCAAAACCGGUAACACCAAUUAGUAAAACAACGUCAACGGCCAAGCCAACAACCAAGUCGAAGACUACAGCGCCAGAGGCUUCCAGUGACAGCUGUGAUUCAUCAUCAGAAAGUGAAGAGGAAGGUCCAACAGUGAAAACACAGACAGCGCCAGUGAAGCAACAGACAGCAACACCAACAGCCAAGAUGAAAGCCACCCCAGUUAAACCAGUGGUUGCUGCUACCCCAAAUAAGACCUCGGCUAGUAAGGAGUCCAGUGAUAGCAUUGAUUCGUCAUCAGGCAGCAACGGGGAGGGUCCAGCAACAACAACAGCUGCCACUCCGAAAGCUACACCAGUGGUGCAGCAGAAAGCAACAUCAACAGCCAAGACGAAAGCUACUCCAACUAAAGCAGUUGUUGUUGCCACUCCAAGCAAGGCUACGGCUACAACAACUGCUACAUUUACAGCACCCGACUCAUCCAGUUGCAGUAGUGAAUCAGAUAGCGAUGAGGAGAGUCCCGCGGUGAAAACACCCACAACACCAAAAGCAACACCUGCAAAACCGGUAACACCAAUUAGUAAAACAACGUCAACGGCCAAGCCAACAACCAAGUCGAAGACUACAGCGCCAGAGGCUUCCAGUGACAGCUGUGAUUCAUCAUCAGAAAGUGAAGAGGAAGGUCCAACAGUGAAAACACAGACAGCAACAUCAACAGCCAAGACGAAAGCCCCUCUGGGUACCUCAGUUAAACCGGUGGUCGCUGCCACUCUAAGCAAGACCCCAGCUAGUAAGGAGUCCAGUGACUGCAUUGAUUCGUCAUCAGACAGCGAAGAGGACAGUCCAGCAACGGAAGCAGCCACAACACCGGCGAAACCCGCUAAUAAUGCUACCCCGGCUAGAGCAGCGACUGUUGCCCCUCCAUGCAAGGCCACGGCAACAGCCACUGUCACAGCCAAGACUAUAACAGCAGAGUCAUCUAGUGACAGCAGUGAUUCGUCAGACAGUGAAGAGCAGGUUCCAUCGGUGACAACAGCUGUAACACCGACAGCUACAACGGGGAAGCAAACAAAACCAACAUCAACAGCCAGGACGAAAGCCCCUCCGGCUACCCCACUUAAACCAGUGGUUGCUGCCACUCUAAGCAAAACCCCAGCUAGUAAGGAGUCCAGUGACCGCAUUGAUUUGUCAUCAGACAGUGAAGAAGAGGGUCCGGCACCGAAAACAGCCGUGACAACAGCCCCUCCUGCUAACCCAGCUAAAGCAGUGACUGUUGCCACUCCAAGCAAGCCUAAGGCAACAGCCACUGUCACCGCCAAGACUACAAAACCAGGGUCAUCUAGUGACAGCAGUGUUUCAGCAACAACAACAGCGGCAAGACCGAAAGAUACACCAGUGAAGCAAUCGAAACCAACAGCAAGGACGAAAGCCCUUCCGAGUACCCCAGUUAAACCAAUGUUCGCUGCCACUCCAAGCAAGACCCCAGCUAGAAAGGAGUCCAGUGACUGCAUUGAUUCGUCAUCAGACAGCGAAGAGGACAGUCCAGCAACGAUAACAACCUCAAAACAACAAACUACACCAGCGAAACAAGCGAAACUGAAAGCAACAUCAAAAGCCAAGACGAAAGCCACUCCCGCUACUCCAGCUAAGCCCGUGGUUGCUGCUACCCCAAGCAAGUCCCAGGCAACACCCACUGUCACACCUACAAGUACAGCACCAGAGUCGUCCAAUGACAGCAAUGACUCACCAUCAGACAUCCCAGAUGAAGCCCCAGCAAAGCAUGCUGAGGUUCAACUUAAGACCCCUGCUUCAGCUAAGAAGGCCCAGAGUGGGGGAAAGGGAAAUACAUCUGCUUCUAAGGACCUGCUCCUACUGCUGAACAGUCUUACUUCACCCACAGCAAAAGCCAUUGAGAAGAAGAGUGUCCGUAGUGGAGACUACUCCGUUGAGGAAACUACAGCUGUUACAGCAACACCUGCUGUUGCUCCAGCCACAAAUAAAGGAAAGAAGGUGGCUGCAAAAGACAAGAAAGCAACCUCAUCGAAGAAAGCACAAGCCUCAGCUCCAUCAGCCAAGAGGAAAAGAGGUGAAGACAAACCAGGGAACACCCCCGUUAAAGGCAAAAGGAAGAAGCCCUCCCCUGAGACUGUCAUGGCUGCUCUGCCUCUGACCGUUCUUGGUCCUCCUCCUACAGGGGGAGACGACUCUGGCUCGGACUCUGACUCCGAUCUGGACGUGGAGAAGUGGAAGAGACUGGCACUGGAACUAUCAGACACAAACAUCGCCAAAAUGGACGCCAUCACUGCGCUGAACGCUCCACCUGCCCCUGCCUCAGCAGCGAAGAAAAUAAGAGCGCCGACGAAGCCCAGGGCUAAAGCUGCAUCGAAGACACCUAAACCCAAGGCUGGCGCUGCAGUGGGAAAGUCUCGUGCUGCUGAAAAGGUCAAGACUACAGCAGAGAAGGAAGAUGGGAAUGUGAAGACCAAGACAUCUGCUAAAGCCAAGUCCAGUCAGGCUAAGAAGGCAGCACCUCCCACCCCAUCAGUCAAAACACCUCCCACCCCAUCAGUCAAAACACCUCCCACCCCAUCAGUCAAAACACCCCCCACCCCAUUCCCUGAAGGCCAAGCAGAGAUCAACACUAAUACUGCCAACCUUACGACUGUGGCAGACAAACAGCCACCCACCACGCCUCCUACCCCAACACCUAAUGGAAAAUCGUCAGCCAACAAAAGGAAGAGGAAGAGGAAAAAUAAGAACAAUGAGACUAAAACAGAUGACAAUUCACCACAACCUCAAAAGAAGAAAAGGGAAACCGGCGAAGAGAAGACGGAUGAAAAGAACAAUGAGACUGUAGAAGAGAAGGAACCAGGGAAGGAAAAGAAGAGGACGACUAAGGAGAAUGGUGCAAAAAAGGAGAAGGGAACGAAGAAGAAACAGGAGGAGAUAAGAAAGGAGAAUGAGACUAAGAUGGAACUGGAAAAGGAUAAGAAGAAGAAAACGAAUGAGAACUGUGUUGACAAGGAACCACCACCUCCAUCCACCACAUCAACACCUGAUUCUCCAACAGAGAAGAAAAAGAUUAAAAAGCUGAAACUCUCAAAGACUGCAGUGUCUGAGAUGCCAGCCACACCUGCCCAAGACUCCAUCCCUGUACAGCACCCUCCAGCACCCACAGAGACCCCACCUAAAAAGAAAAAGAAAUCAUCUAAGAGUAAGUAAGGCCUUUGGAGAUGAAGACCAUCUAAAAGGGGCCUCUCAAGUGUAUGUGGACCUGGAUCCAUUCUACCUACAUGGCAGUGCAGCAACAACGGGUAAAGACUGUCUGUCCACAGGAUGGUCUCCCUGGACCAGAUCAACUGGGGAUUUGUUCUAUUUUUUAUUACAUUGUAUACUGUAACGAAUUAACUCUUCCCGUUUUGCUAAAGUUGAAACAGUGUUUUUUUUUUGCCUAUUUGUUUUAUCAAUUUUUUUUUUUUAAACUGUAACUGCAUGUCCUGUACAGGUUCUAACUGUUUUCCUAUUUGAAGAUGGCAUACUAUGUGAUGCGCCGCAGCUGUUUUUAUGUUACUGUACAUUUUAAUUAUGGUGUUUUCUUGCAUGUCCUUGUGACAGCGAAAAAAACGGAAUGAUUUUGUUAAUGAAAUGUUACGUUUACGACAGCUUCUGCUGCUUUGCCUCACAUGGUGGAUAAGGCCAGUCCUAAGUGGAGCGAAUGAUCAGAGGAACCUCAAUACAGUAAUGAAGCCCAGAGCCAUUUUUUAACCAUUUACACCCUUGUAAUAAAUGCAUAAUAUGGAAAUAUUUGAUAGAUACUAUGAGGAAAAUAGAUUUUUUUUAAGUUUCAUGGUCAGAUGUGUUUACUGUAUCUUUUUCACAAAAUAAAGCCAUUUUUCCACA
Messenger RNA from Oncorhynchus masou masou (cherry salmon), 5407 nucleotides. Its product is annotated as mucin-2-like. Gene Ontology annotation, molecular function: scaffold protein binding; RNA binding. Gene Ontology annotation, cellular component: nucleolus. Gene Ontology annotation, biological process: nucleolar large rRNA transcription by RNA polymerase I. Bases 119 to 4729 code for a protein of 1536 amino acids. The transcript is spliced from 25 exons. The record is from RefSeq and is a predicted model, not a curated record. Lineage: Eukaryota; Metazoa; Chordata; Actinopteri; Salmoniformes; Salmonidae.